Molecule: messenger RNA, 2255 nt
Organism: Colletotrichum navitas
Lineage: Eukaryota; Fungi; Ascomycota; Sordariomycetes; Glomerellales; Glomerellaceae
Product: surface antigen
Exons: 4
Coding region: 231-1805 (524 amino acids)
Biological process (GO): protein insertion into mitochondrial outer membrane
Cellular component (GO): outer membrane
Source: RefSeq, a predicted model, not a curated record
UCCACUCCUCGGCCAGACCAGCCAGAGCCAGAGCUUUUGACUUUCAAUCGCACCAGCCUCAGUUGGGGCCAGGUCCCCCAUCAACCCGCCCCAGUUCGUUCCCUUGUUGCGCGUUCCGUGCUGCAUCUCGAAAUCAACCGAAGCCUGUCGGUUUGUUUGUGCCAUUUUUUCUUGCCAAUUCGCGCCCCUCCAGUUCUCCUUCGCACUGCUCACACAAAGGCUUGCUUGCAAUGGCCUCGCAACCGAGCUUGAGCGGGAACUCCGCCUCCAACCCGAUCGGCAAGCUUCAAACUGGACCGGAUGCGCUGCGAAAGGAGGCCGAGUCCUCGGCCGAGUUCGAGAAGCUGCAGGAAGAGGCCAAGAUCAGGAGGCUACAAGCACUGCUAGCGGAGCAAAAUUCCCAGCCCACGACCAUCAACCGUCUCCAGGUUCACGGCGCUGCCAACACCAGACGAGGCUUCCUCGACCCCAUCUUCCAGCCGCUUUUGGCUGAGGACGUCAACGCCAACUCCACUCUCGGCCAAGUAGCCGCUCGUCUGGGCGAGGCCAGGGGAAAGCUUGAAAGGCUGGGCAUCUUUCACCCCGAUCCCAAGGUUCAUCUGAACGGCUCGAACCAGACCGACCCCUCGUCCACCCCGACCGAUGUCGACGUCGACGUCGUCGUCAAGGAGCUUCCCCGCUACAAGUUCAACGCUGGAACCGAUGUUGGAAACAGCGAGGGUUCCGCAUACACCUCUCUGCUCUGGCGCAACAUUUUUGGCGGUGCCGAGCAGCUCACUGUCAACGCCAGCGCCGGCACAAGAACCCGUUCCGCCUACAGCGCCACGCUCAGCGCGCCAGUCAAGAGCAACCCCGAUACGAGAAUUGCCCUCGAGGGAUUGGCCUCGGCGACCGACAAGUCAUGGGCAGCUCACGAGGAGGUCCUGAAGGGCGGCAACCUGCGCUUCUCUUGGCUGUCGGGUCCCAAAGACAUGCACUCCCUCGAGUACUCGGGCAUCUGGCGUCAGGUCACCGGCCUGCGUGACGGCGCCAGCCCCACAGUCCGCGCCGAUGCGGGCGAUUCCGUCAAGAGCUCCAUCAAGCACACAUACCAGCGCGAUGAGAGAGACAACCCGCAACUGCCGCAAAGCGGCUAUGUUCUGAAGUCCGUCUUCGAGCUGGCCGGCUUUGGCCCUCUGGGCGGUGAUGUCGCCUUUUCCAAGAACGAGGUGGAAGUUGGUGGCGCCGUGCCCAUCCCCAUUCCCGGCGUCGACGGACCCUCCGGCAUCUCUAUCGGCGGAGGUUUCCGAUUCGGCAUGCUGUACCCUCUCCCUCUUGGAUUCUCCUCAGGGGGAAAGGCCCAGCCCAGCCGCAUCAACGACAGAUUCCAGCUUGGCGGACCCACCGAUGUCCGCGGCUUUCAGUACGGUGGUCUCGGGCCUCACGACGGACCGGAUUCCGUCGGCGGAGACGUUUUCGCGGCUGGCAGCGUGAACAUGCUCUUCCCUCUGCCCUACAAGGGCCCCGACUCUGCCCUCCGCUUCCAAGUCUUUGCCAACGGUGGCAGACUCGUCGCAAUGAAGAGCAAGAGCAAGGGUGACGACGAGUCGCCCAAGGGCCUCGAUACCGGGAGCGUCGCCAACAGCGCGUGGAGAGCGCUGAACGAUCUCGCCACCGGUCUGCCGUCGACUGCCGCCGGUGUUGGUCUUGUUUACGCCCACCCUGUCGCCCGUUUCGAGCUCAACUUUAGUCUUCCGUUGGUGCUGAGACGCGGCGAGCAGGGCACCAAGGGAUUCCAGGUUGGUGUCGGCAUCAACUUCCUGUAGACACCCAGUCCCUCUCAUUCCCUGUAAUAUCUACUGUGUUAGCCCACAGCACAGCCUCCAAAAAGCCAAUCAUGUACAACCAGACUAUUAUAGAUGUUCCCAUUCCAGAGUUUAAUUGCAUCGAAACCAUGCCGUGUCGUCAGCAUCGCAGAGGUCCGCUUUUGCUCACCAGCCCAUCCGCAAAGUUGAUCAUAUCUUUGCUGGCGCCUCUCACCCAUCUGCUGCUGACUCAAGUUUGGUUCGCCAAGCCAGCGCGGCCGUGUUGUCAUUCCCGGCGACUGAUUGUCAGCCUAUCAGGGAAUCCUGGGAAAGCAUCAGAGCAUCCCUGCAGUGGUCUCCAGUACGACAUCACUUCCCCGAUAGGAAGUCGUACCACGCCACGGGCUACUUGAGCGUUUUUACACGAUGUGACAUGGUUCCCCUCACCCCGCCUUCUGUGCAAGCUCCCAU